AUGCCCCACAAUAUGAUCACAAUAGCGUCCCCUCCGCAGGAAAUGAUUGAUCAGAUCACCGACAUUGCUAGCCAUGGGGGUGGAUCCAGCGGAGUACUCAAAGACCUCCGCCUAGUUGGCAGGCCAUUUUGCUGCAGCGCGACGCGUCUUCUAUUUCAGGCAGUUCGCCUAUUCCAGAAACAUGCAAGUGAUCUGGACCUCGAUAAACGCGAUGAUCUUCAGGCAUUACUGGAGCUGGCCCAGUCUGGAGCCAGUCGAUAUAUACGGGUUAUGCGAGUUCAUGGUGAUAUUUUCUCGAACUCCUCUGACCUAACCGAGGGAGUAGACGUGACAGGCACUAUUGCGAAAGCUUUCCGGGACUAUGAGCGGCCAAGACUGGAGAGGUUGGAGCUUUUUGAACCCAACAAUUUGAUGCUGCGCGAAUUCUCCCAUCCCGCAGUGGCACCUACCAUCGCCGGUCUCCAGUACCUCACAAUCUGGGGAUGCCCAAGAUGCCCCAGCAGUGCGGAGAUGCGACGCAUAUUGCAGUCUGGUGAAAGUCUUCGAUCGGUAGAGUGGCGAAACUGCCCAUCAUCCUUCGAGGGGGCGACUGGUAUCGUUCACCCCAAAGCCCCGUUGGAACACUUCAUACUCUAUUGCUAUAAGCCGUUAGUCAUCUCGCUAGACGCCCUGUCAUCCACGGUGCGCAAUGCCAGGAACACACUGAUCUGUCUGAGCAUUUACCCCAUGAGGUCUCAAUCAGAAGGACAUGCCCAGAAGCUAACGGGGGAGCUUACAUCUUGCCCCUUGCUUCACCAUGUGGAUCUGGGCAUAUACUCUGAAGACCCCGUUAUACAACAACAUACUGAGAGGGUGAAGUCGACAAUCCCUCCUGGAGAACUGUGUAGUGAAGAGCGUUACCCGGAUUACUGGCCGCGCUUGUCCCUCGUUCGUUACUUGGACUGGGAUUAUCAGGAGGCUCGUGGAUACUCUGGACCAGAAGCUGAUAUCUUACGGAACUUGAUCAAUCAAGGGCUCUCUCAUGGAGUGAAGUCGGGGGCUUAUCUGAUUAGCAGAUUGGUAGAAGAAUUGGCGGGCUCUGCAAUCGAGUCGAUCAAAGACUCUGAAAUUUACAAGUCUAUUUCUUGGAUUUCUUCGCCGGCGACCGCAAUUAUGACGAUGCGUCUGCUAGGAAUAUCGAUUAGUUAA
Messenger RNA from Aspergillus bombycis, 1188 nucleotides. RefSeq lists its product as uncharacterized. The transcript is spliced from 2 exons. Lineage: Eukaryota; Fungi; Ascomycota; Eurotiomycetes; Eurotiales; Aspergillaceae. Bases 1 to 1188 code for a protein of 395 amino acids. The record is from RefSeq and is a predicted model, not a curated record.